CGCCCCUUUGUUAUUCAACAUGGCAGUGUCCCGAUUACCAGCAGCAGCUCUGAGCCUCAAACAGUUUUUGCAGAGACAGAAGGUUCUGGGGGUUUACAGAGAUCUGCUCCGAACCAUCCGCAAAAUACCGGCCGAGUCUGACCGCAGAUAUUUAAGAGAUUGGGCCAGAGAAGAGUUCAAGAGGAACAAGAGUGAAACGGACCAGGAUGUGAUUCGCAUGAUGAUCACUCAAGCGCACAAUCAUCUGGAGGAUCUGAGAAAAUCUCUGGCGUUGGCUGGAUGCUGAACGUCGACGGAUCCCGCUGGCGUCCAAUUCAGAGUUUAUCUGGAAAUCAAACUGAAACGUUCACCAUUUAUUAAAAGGAUGGUUCAGACAGAAAUGAAUAUUCUGUCAUCAGUUACUCGCCCUCAUGUCAUUCCAGACACUUAAGACUUUCACUCAUCUGACUUUUGAUUCAUCGAAGUACAAAGAUGUUUGUAAUAAUCUCCUUUUUUCCCUAUUAGAAGUACACUCAUCCAAAACAUUCACUCUUUAACAAGUAUGAAACGACUUCUAUAUGAAUCGGGUGGUUCAUAAUCUUCUGAAGAGGCACGAUCCACUUUAUAUGAUGAACAGAUUUAAUUUAGGCUUUCAUUUGCAUAUAAACAUUGAUCAACUCGCAAACAUAGAGGGCAUGAAAUAUGGUGAACGCAAAAACUAAUAUCUCGUUGUACUCCAGAACAAACCUCACUGGUUUUCGUGCAUUAAUAAAGCAAUUUGAGCUUUCGCUUACUGUAUUUGUUGUGCUUUAUGUAUGUGUGUUGAUCAGUGUUUAUAUGGCAAUAAAAGCAUAAAUUGAAUCUGUUUAAGAACGUAUAAAGGCACUGUGUGUGUUCAGAAAACGUUGUCUUGUCUGUAUUAAUGUUUUAAAGUGUCAGUGUUAUGGGUGUCAUUAAAAUAUCUUAAUUUGUGUUUUUGAAGAUGAACAAAAGUCUUGUGAGUUUGGAACGACACGAGUGACUAACUGAUGACAAUUAUCAUUUUUGGGUGAACUGAAAAAAAGUACACUAUAAUGUGAAAGGAUGUGGCAUUUUGUGUAUAUAAAUGUAUAAUAUUUGAGUGCUCAUUCUUUUACUUUGCCAAAUAUUAAUAAAAA
This is a messenger RNA of Onychostoma macrolepis, 1136 nucleotides long. RefSeq names its product LYR motif containing 2 (gene lyrm2). Gene Ontology annotation, cellular component: mitochondrion. The record is from RefSeq and is a predicted model, not a curated record. The transcript is spliced from 3 exons. Lineage: Eukaryota; Metazoa; Chordata; Actinopteri; Cypriniformes; Cyprinidae. The coding region runs from base 20 to 286 and encodes 88 amino acids.